This is a messenger RNA of Vigna unguiculata (cowpea), 1005 nucleotides long. RefSeq names its product Eukaryotic initiation factor 4E protein (gene LSP1). The record is from RefSeq and is a predicted model, not a curated record. Gene Ontology annotation, molecular function: RNA 7-methylguanosine cap binding; translation initiation factor activity. Gene Ontology annotation, cellular component: eukaryotic translation initiation factor 4F complex; cytoplasm. NCBI's taxonomy places the organism in Eukaryota, Viridiplantae, Streptophyta, Magnoliopsida, Fabales, Fabaceae. Gene Ontology annotation, biological process: translational initiation.
UUUUGGCUUAGGUCGGUGCAAAACACACACAAAGCCCUAAAAGCCUAACUACAUUCCUCUUAGCGUUGCUGAGAGAGAAAGAGAAAAAUGGCAACAAGCGAGGAAGUGGUUGCGGCGGCGCCGGCGCCGGAGGCAGGGCUGAAGCACAAGCUGGAGCGAAAAUGGACGUUUUGGUGCGACAAUCAAUCCAAACCUAAGCAGGGCGCUGCUUGGGGAACCUCUCUGCGCAAGGUCUACACUUUCGACACUGUAGAAGAGUUCUGGUGUUUGUAUCAUGAGAUUUUUAAGCCCAGCAAGUUGCAAAUCAACGCGGAUUUCCACUUGUUCAAGACUGGUGUUGAACCUAAGUGGGAAGAUCCUGAGUGUGCCAAUGGAGGAAAGUGGACUGUCACUAGCAACAUCGGCAGGAAGGCUAACCUUGAAAACAUGUGGCUUGAAACUUUGAUGGCGUUGAUUGGGGAGCAAUUUGAGGAUGCUGAGGACAUAUGCGGUGUGGUUGCUAGCGUGCGCCAGUGGCAAGACAAACUUUCACUGUGGACAAAGACAGCGGCAAAUGAGGCUGCCCAGAUGAGCAUUGGAAGGAAGUGGAAGGAAAUCAUUGAUGUUAACGACAAGAUAACAUACAACUUUCAUGAUGAUUCUAGAACCAAAGGAGCAACAAAGGGUCGAUACACCGUAUAAACAGUGUUGGAGCAUUUUCUUGCACUUGUGCUGGAAGGCUUGUAGUACUGAUACCUUCAUCAUGUGUCAUAUGUACUAGACCAUGCUACUUCUUUGGUGAAGGGCUUGGUUUUACUUUUGUUCAUUCACCCCACUUUGGGGUGUUCAUACUAUUGUACUCCUCAUUUUUGAAAUGGUCUGUCAAAUUUUUCUGCAGAGUUCAUUGUAGUUUUUUUAUGUCACAUUCUUAAAGCUUUAAAUCUUGAAAUUUAGGAUGAGUUUGAUGUGCUGCUUGUACAAUUAUAAUGGAGAAGUAAACCUUUAUUGUUCUGUUCAGUGCUUCAA